AUGUGCUUCCAAGAGUUCAUCGGCUACACCUGCGGCCACUGCUCCAUGCCGGUCCUGCGUCCCUGCUCGCUCACCACCUCGGUCCACCAGAACCCCGUCUGCAGCCUACAGGCCACCCGACCCUUCAUCUCCCCAGAAAUGUGCCCGGCAUGCUCCCGCAUCAUGCACACUCGCGCCGUCCUCAUCCAGGAGUGGGAGCACCAUUUCCUCCACGAGCGCGGUGCCUGCGGCUGCGACGUCAUCUUCCCGGACCUCGUUCGCCCAAGGGUCAUCGGCGGUGAGGCUGUUUUCCGGUACCAGGCCAUGAUGGAGCAACAGGAGCAACAGAACAAGGCCGUCAUGGACAACGCACACAGCACUCGCAGCAACAACAACAAUGCUCAGGCCAUGGUAUCUUACUUUCUCCCCCCUACCCCUCCCCCUCAAGACGCCCAGACUGCUCCCCCAAUCUUUCAAGAAGUCCCCGGUCCCGACGGUCAGCUCGCUAUCGCCGUCCGCCUCCCCAGCUUGUACGCCGCCGAGUGGGUUGACGACCACCGCAAGCUCCACCAGCGCGGCGAGUGUUCCUGCAAGGCCGACUUUACUCCUUACAAGCCCGAGUGGGUGGUCCACGAUGGUGGUGUUCAUGACCAACAGCAGCAACAGCAAACCCGGACCCAAGUUGAGUACGCCACCCCCAUUGCCCCAGCUUCGAUGAGCCCCGAGCGCCGCCGCGCCGUCUCGGUUGACAUCGCCCAGACCAUCGUCGCCACCUGCAACGAAACCGAAAACAACUCCGGCAACGAUGUCAUCGAGGUCAAGACACAGGCCAACUACCAUAAGCACCGCCGCUCCUCGAGCGCCGAGGUCACAGCCACUUCCAACUCCAGCGAGGUCGGCAUCGAGACCACCACUUGCGACUUUGCGCACUACGUCGGCGAGGAAGACCAACAGCAGAUACAAGACAUGGCCGCCGUCAACCCCCCUCCCAUGACUCCAACUCACAACUGGGACCCAGCCCUGCGUGCCAUCUCGGCCGACGGCGGCGUCUUCAAGCCCCGGUCUUCAGCCACCGCCAACCAGCUCCAGAACAACGAGGAGCACCAGAUGGAGGUGCACAUGGCCAACAUGCACAUGGGAGCCGGCAUGCAGCCGCAGCAGCAGAGCGUCUGCAGCUUCACCAACCUGACGGGCGGCAACCCCGAAGAGCACCAGCGAUUCCGCAACCCGACCGCCCUCCCCAUCGCCAGCCUGCCCGUCGGAGCCGGACCAGAGGGUCGUCAUCGCCACAUGGUCCCGUAUGAGCAGUGCGUUCUGCGUCGGUAUCCUCCUGGUGUGAGGACUCGGUACUACAACUGA
Messenger RNA from Pyricularia oryzae 70-15, 1338 nucleotides. RefSeq lists its product as uncharacterized. Lineage: Eukaryota; Fungi; Ascomycota; Sordariomycetes; Magnaporthales; Pyriculariaceae. The transcript has a single exon. The coding region runs from base 1 to 1338 and encodes 445 amino acids. The record is from RefSeq and is a predicted model, not a curated record.